UUUCAUAAUGAGGACAAUCACCCUGGCAGUGGUUUUGAUAGUAAUCAUUUUGUUAGAGCAUUCUGUGGUAGAAGGUUGGUGGGGAAGUAGUCGAGAGAAUAAAUCGAGUAGUCGAGAAAAUAAAGGUCAAGAUGGUGGUUCGAAAAGUGUAGGUGAACGGAUCAGUUCAGCAGUACGCUCCGGAGUAAAUCGCGCCAAAGAGGCAUUCCAGAAGGCCAAAGAGAAGGUGCAAUCUGGGAUUGACUUCGCAAAACAGGCUGCUCAAGGAGCCGGAGACAUGAACAGGGCGUACAGUGACAUGAAAGAAGCUAACUGGAAGAAUUCAGACAAGUAUUUCCAUGCACGUGGUAACUAUGACGCCGCCAAAAGAGGACCUGGGGGUGCAUGGGCAGCAAAGAUCAUCAGUGAUGCCAGGGAAAACUAUCAAAGCGGUUUGAGUGGCCAAGGAGCAGAAGACACGGCUAAAGACCAAGAAGCCAACGAAUGGGGUCGGAAAGGUGGAGACCCAAACAAAUAUCGACCCAAAGGACUACCAGACAAAUAUAGAUAAAAAU
Messenger RNA from Saccostrea echinata, 554 nucleotides. Its product is annotated as serum amyloid A-5 protein-like. The transcript has 3 exons. Bases 8 to 550 code for a protein of 180 amino acids. Gene Ontology annotation, cellular component: extracellular region. The record is from RefSeq and is a predicted model, not a curated record. NCBI's taxonomy places the organism in Eukaryota, Metazoa, Mollusca, Bivalvia, Ostreida, Ostreidae.